AUGACCAUCGAGUCACCCGCAGCUUUCAAUACGUUUUCAUCACAAACUAAUGAAAAUGAUUUAACAGCUGAUGACUUCACUAUCGAUGAAUCCCAAAUGAACUCGGAACAUUUUACAGAUUCAUUUGAAUCUGAAAUAAAAUAUUCACACUUCGAAUAUGCUUUUUUCUCUUUAUCAAAUGGAAAUGAAGAAUUCCAAACAUCAGCAGUUUAUUAUGAGUUUAGUGGUUUAUUCCUUAGACAAACUACUCGUAGUUUCAUUUCAAAAUAUAUUCCGCUCAUAGAACGAAGGGACGCUUCUACUGAAACGGCACACUUUCAAUUAGUUUUCCUCUGUCAAGCAGUUUCUAAAAUCUUUCAAACGACUCUGAGAAUGUGAAUAAAGAUGAAAAUUAUAAAAAUAAACACAUAAAACAAUGAAAUAUUAUUGCAUAAAAUCAAUUUGUGUUUUAUUUUUAAAUUCCGUUCUCUGAGCGAGAAGUGUUAAAAUAAAAAGAAGCUAAAACUGAAGUUUUCAGAAUAAUAAAAUUAAGUGUAUACAAAACGAUGUUGUUAAGAUUAAAUUCUUAAAAAACAUUUUUCUAUGCUACAAGAAGAAAACAUAUUUACUUAUGUUAAUAUUUAACAUCAUCAUGGGUGAUCUAAUUAAUGUUGCUAAAUACAUAAAAGUAGCUAUUAGGAAGAAAUAAAAUAUUAAUAAAUUGAAUAAAGUUAAAUGUAUGUGUGAUUGAAUCAUAAAAAAAAACAAACAAAAAUUAAGUAAAGUUUUGUCCCUAUUUUGUACUUUUCCUUAAUUAACAUUUUUACCCUCAUCAUCAUAGUUUCAUUUUUCCAUAUGAUUUUUCUUCAUCCAAUUGUUUUAGAUUUUAUUACAAAUAUUUUUUUUAUUAUUUUUCUGUUAUCAGUUAUCACUAUGCAAAACAACUUAAUUUUCUUAAAUCAAUUUCUCUGAACAUUUCUUUUUCAUCUAUUUUAAUUUCAAAUGUAAUCUUAGCUUCGGUUUACUCUGUUGCAAAAAAAAAUCAUUUAUUUUGUUUCUCAUCCUUUUCUUGCCUAUAUAAAU
This is a messenger RNA of Clunio marinus, 1062 nucleotides long. Lineage: Eukaryota; Metazoa; Arthropoda; Insecta; Diptera; Chironomidae. The record is from the annotation of a GenBank genome assembly.